AUGUUUUCCGGGAUGCAUGGCCAUGGAAGUGAAAGAACUCCUCUUAUAAGCAGACAAGGAGGAAGAAAAGGAAAUGCUGCUGCCGAUCAGCUGACAGACCUUGAAGAUGGGAAUGCUAUACCGGCAGCAAAUGUGGGCUUUGGUAGAGUACUAUCUCUUGCAAAACCGGAAGCUGCAAGUUUAAUUGUUGGCACAAUUGCUCUCUUGAUUGCUGCCACAUCAAGUAUAUUGGUGCCAAAAUUUGGAGGGAAGAUAAUUGAUAUUGUUUCGGGAGACAUUCAAACACCCGAACAGAAAUCUGGAGCUUUAAAGGCCGUCUAUAAUACAAUACUUGAAAUCUUUUUGAUAGUCAUAAUUGGUUCCAUUUCUACAGCUGUUCGUUCAUGGUUGUUUUCCGCUGCCAGUGAGAGGGUUGUUGCUAGAUUAAGAAAGAACUUGUUCAGUCAUCUCGUUCACCAAGAAAUUGCAUUCUUUGAUGUUACUCGAACAGGGGAGCUGUUAAGUAGAAUGUCUGAAGAUACACAAAUUAUUAAAAAUGCUGCGACUACCAAUCUCUCAGAGGCUUUAAGAAACCUCUCGACUGCAUUUAUUGGUCUUGGGUUCAUGUUUGCAACAUCGUGGAAGCUAACAUUGCUGGCUUUGGCUGUUGUCCCGGUUAUUUCGGUUGCUGUACGUCAAUUCGGACGAUAUCUAAGGGAACUUUCCCACAAGACUCAAGCUGCUGCUGCUGUGGCUUCUUCUAUUGCUGAGGAAACAUUUGGCGCCGUACGCACAGUAAGAUCCUUUGCUCAGGAAGAGUAUGAGAACACUCGCUAUUCAGAGAAAGUUGACGAGACCCUAAAACUUGGAAUUAGACAAGCCAGACUUGUCGGUUUGUUCUUUGGUGGUCUUAAUGCUGCUUCAACCUUAUCUGUCAUUGUGGUUGUAAUCUAUGGUGCUACUCUCACUAUCAAAGGCUCCAUGACCCCAGGAUCUCUUACAUCUUUCAUUCUGUAUAGCUUAACUGUUGGAUCAUCCGUAUCUGGACUGUCUAGUUUAUACACAGUGGCCAUGAAAGCUGCUGGGGCUAGUAGGCGAGUUUUCCAACUUUUAGAUCGUGUGUCGUCCAUGCCGAAAUCAGGAAAUAAGUGUCCCUUGAGUGAUGAAGAUGCAGAGGUAGAAUUGGAUGAUGUUUGGUUUGCCUAUCCAUCCCGUCCUACUAGUAUGGUCCUCAAGGGUAUAACACUAAAGUUAAACACCGGUUCGAAGGUUGCGUUGGUUGGUCCAAGUGGUGGUGGAAAGGAUGCCAUGGACUCACUAAUGAAGGGAAGGACAGUGCUAGUCAUAGCUCAUCGGCUUUCAACCGUCAAAACUGCAGAUACAGUUGCAGUAGUUUCUGAUGGUCAGAUAGUAGAGAGAGGCAGUCACGAUGACCUCUUAAGAAAGGAUGGAAUUUACACGGCCUUGGUUAGGAGACAGUUACAAGCACCAAAACCAGAAAUAUAG
This is a messenger RNA of Striga asiatica, 1485 nucleotides long. The record is from the annotation of a GenBank genome assembly. NCBI's taxonomy places the organism in Eukaryota, Viridiplantae, Streptophyta, Magnoliopsida, Lamiales, Orobanchaceae.